CAAGAACAUGGCGGCCUGAGUGCAGAUGUUCAAUGAUAACCAUGCUGUUAGUUGUCACUUGAAUUGUAUUUCUUCAGACCAGGCAUUGACUGUGUGCUCUUUAUAGUCGCCUAUCAUUAAUCAUUACUGGACAUAAUCUGCAACAUGCUCCGAGCUCUAUCAAGAAGCCAUGUGGCUGUCUCUCGACUUCUCGCUCCUCGUAGUGCUGUUAUGGUUGAAACAGUCCGGGGUAGAAAAUCUCGCACAGACCCGAAAGCGAAGUCAAAGCUCGGACGGAUCAAGACUCCCCCUUCCGUGGACCCUGUUGAAAUGGUCGUAUUAAAGGAACGUUUCACGGAGUACAAUCUGGUCGUGAGAGCCCUACGAUUGGAGUUCAAAGAGGAAAUGUUGAGGAAGAGAUUUGAAGAGGAGGUGGGUUCCCUGGCAGAGGAGAGAACCAAACAGGAGGCUGAAGAACAUCGGUCACUAAUGGCCUGGAAUGACGCAGAAAACCUUAGAUUGCGGAAAAUACGAGAGCAGCGCGUGCAGAAGGAGGCUGAGAUUAUGGAACUGAAGAAGAGAGAAGCAGCAAUCUUACGUCAACAAGAGCUGGAGAAUUAUAUUAAAGAGAAAGAGAAAGAAAUUCUACAACUACAGGAAGAGGCAAAGAACUUCAUCACAUUGGAAAAUCUUGAUCAGAGGAUUGAGGAGGCCCUUGACAACCCGAAAAACUACAAUUUUGCCAUAGAUAAAGAAGGCCGUGUGGUCAAACGGACUGUGAUUCAGUGAUAGAUGUAGCAUUUAAAGAACCAAAAUUCCUAUGUACAUAAAAUAUAUGUUGUGGUUUAAAUAUACAGUGUGAUUUUAUGUGUGCUUGUUUUUUGAAGAUGUCUCACAAAUAUACUAAAGCUUAUUAGACUUGACUUGGAUGGUCCUUAACUUUAUUUAACUCACCACUUUGUGUGUUGUCGUUUGGUUUUUCUUCUUGCAAUAUCAGUGCAGAUGCCUCUUAUUAUAGUUAGACGCUUUAUCGACAAUAUUUGUUUGUGCAGUUGUAUCCAGUUGUUUAACUCGUGUUAUGUCUACGUAAACCGGGUAACAUUCGAAUUAUAUUUGUGUAUGAAUAUAUAUGCUCUGCUUCUAGAAAGUAAACUCCUACAGGAGGAAUAGAUGAUUAUGAGAAUUAAAAAAAAUUUAAACGUUUAUUAACUGAAAAAUUAAUGGAAGUGCUCUAACAAAAAUACAAGCUUGACGUUUGUACUUGCCCCAUGGAAUUCCAUUUAAGUAAAUGGUUGUUUUCACAAACGGAAUAAAGUCAAAA
Molecule: messenger RNA, 1300 nt
Organism: Xyrauchen texanus (razorback sucker)
Lineage: Eukaryota; Metazoa; Chordata; Actinopteri; Cypriniformes; Catostomidae
Gene: mrps26
Product: mitochondrial ribosomal protein S26
Exons: 4
Coding region: 145-768 (207 amino acids)
Cellular component (GO): mitochondrial small ribosomal subunit
Source: RefSeq, a predicted model, not a curated record